This is a messenger RNA of Aspergillus niger, 1461 nucleotides long. RefSeq lists its product as uncharacterized. Gene Ontology annotation, molecular function: monoatomic cation transmembrane transporter activity. Lineage: Eukaryota; Fungi; Ascomycota; Eurotiomycetes; Eurotiales; Aspergillaceae. The transcript has 2 exons. Gene Ontology annotation, biological process: monoatomic cation transport; transmembrane transport. The coding region runs from base 1 to 1461 and encodes 486 amino acids. Gene Ontology annotation, cellular component: membrane. The record is from RefSeq and is a predicted model, not a curated record.
AUGCUGACGCAGCCCUUGUGGUGCAGGGCCCAUCCUCCGCUAUCACGGCCGGCCUGUGCCUUUGGGAGACGAUCCGGCAUUGUUCUUCUCCCCAGGGCUUUUCAGCUGCGAGUCUCGUCCUCGUCCUCACUCUCGCGUCUGCGCCAUAAGAACCCUAGUGUCUCCUCUCAUUCUUCGGUUGUCUCCUCCUCCAAUGCUUUGCUCUGUCCCGUCACUCGUCCGACUCUAGUCCCUUCCAUCGCCGCAGCCACCUCCGCUACCUCCGUCACCCUACCUCCAAUGACCACCCAAUCCAGAGACCACGGUGGCCACCAUGGCCACCACCACCAUCAUCACCAUCACGGAAACGUUUACCUUACUUCUACCGAUAAACAUGAUGCCGGUGUGCGAAUUACGCGACUUGGCCUGCUCGCUAACCUCGCCAUGGCCAUCGGGAAGUUCAUCGGCGGCUACGUGUUCCAUUCCCAAGCCCUCAUCGCCGACGCCUACCACGCCCUUACCGAUCUAGUUUCCGAUUUCCUGACAUUAGGCACGGUCGCCUGGUCGCUCAAGCCGCCGAGCGAGCGAUUUCCUAAUGGUUACGGCAAGAUCGAAAGCAUCGGAGCAUUAGGGGUUAGCGGGUUGUUGCUCUGCGGAGGUGUGUUCAUGGGCCUCAAUUCCGGCCAAGUUCUGCUGGACCAGUUCUAUCCCCAGGCCGCGGAAGCGAUCGCGCAUGUAGGCGCCCUGGGACAUGGUCACUCGCAUAGCCAUGGCGUUGAGGCAAUGGGCCCGAGCAUUCAUGCCGCAUGGCUUGCUGCGGGGUCCAUCGUGGUGAAGGAGUGGUUAUAUCAUGCUACCAUGAAAGUCGCGACGGAACGCAAGUCGUCAGUACUAGCCUCCAACGCCAUCCACCACCGUAUCGACUCCCUGACCAGUAUUGUCGCUCUCUUUACAAUUGGCGGAACCUAUCUCUUCCAGGACGCAUCCUGGCUGGACCCUGUGGGUGGACUGUUGAUUUCGCUGAUGGUCAUCAAGGCCGGAUGGGGAAACACCAAGACCUCGUUGUUGGAGCUCGCCGAUACGAACGUUGACGACGACAUCAAGGAAUCGGUACAGAAAGCCGCGGCUAAGAUGCUGGCGAAACUGGAAGGUGGCGAUGCCAUCAAGGUCCGUGAUGUGCAGGGCAUGAAGUCGGGACAAAAUUAUCUGAUGGAUGUCGAAAUCGCUGUGCCGGGCGCGUGGUCUGUCAGCCGGACCCGGCAGGUCGAGGAGUCCAUUCGCACUGCGGUCGGAGAAGGCGUGCGUGGAGUCAAGCGUCUCAAGGUUCGGUUUAUCCCCUUGGAGCACGAGGAGUUGACUUUCACGGAGGAGUUCAUCCCUGCGGAUGUCACUUCCCGUGCGCGUCCUGAGCCGGAGGAUGGCGAAGAGGAUGAGCAUGACCAUGACCAUGACCAUGAACAUGAACCCCGCAAAACCCACUGA